Molecule: messenger RNA, 2616 nt
Organism: Drosophila teissieri
Lineage: Eukaryota; Metazoa; Arthropoda; Insecta; Diptera; Drosophilidae
Exons: 4
Coding region: 249-2477 (742 amino acids)
Source: RefSeq, a predicted model, not a curated record
GUAAACGAUAUCGGGCCGAAUCGCUCCGAUAAGCGGCGACUGCUACGCUGCCAAAAGCGGUAGCGCCAACGUCAGCGCUCAAUCAGUCGACGAGCGAGCUGGGGAGCGGAGCCGAGAGCGGUCCGAUUAGCGACGUGGUGGAGUUUCAUUAUAAUUUUUGGCCAAAACAAAGGGCGACUGUGCCAACCACGACCAGCGACUUUAUCCAGAAUGCCGAGCCAACAGAUUUGCUGGUGAGACAAAACGACAUGGCCCAGCUGAAGAAUGUGGGCCAAGGUCAACAGGCCGUUGUUUUUGGCCCAAUGCUCGCCUCGGCCAUGUUGCUCAUGGGGCUGGUAUUCGCCCUGCUGGGGAUCAAGUUCUUCGGCUUCCGGCGGCGGCUGACUUUCGAGCGAUCGCAGGUGCAGAAUCAGCGGCAACAGCAGAAUCGGCAGCAGCAGCAGCAGCAACCGCCGCCACGUUACGCAGCUUUCGAAUCCCAGGUUAAUGGCACCGAUACCGCUGUCCAUGGAGUGUUCCGACGUCGCAAUCUCGAGGAAUUCGAAAGCCCAUGGCCAUCGGCAUCAACAACGACAGGAAACAACUUCAUCAGUGGCAGUGUUCCGGAUCUGCAAUUAUAUGGUGCCAGCCCAAGGGGGCCAAAGACCACGGAUGAAUCACCAGUUUCCUAUCGAGAAAAGUCGGAGGCACAACGACACCAACGACUAGAGGUGCACAGUGAGCACUAUGAAUUCACUGCUCCACCUACCCGCAAGCCACCUUCUCCGCCAGUACAAUCAGAAGUACUUGCUGAAACUGCCACGGUAGUUUCCCUAUCUAAGAUACCGGAAUCCUUGCCUGCUCCACCGCCUAGAACCAUCCGACCAUCAGCAAUAACUCCAGCUGCUGCAUCCAAGCCUUCGGGGCCUGCAGCUUCUGUGGAGGCAGUUCCCGAGCCUCCUAGCGAGCUGGGAAUGCCCAACUUCGAUCACUUUGCUGAGAAAUACGAAUUGUUUAGUGUAAAACCCACGAUUGCGGCCACUAGACCAACACAGCUGCGGAGCAAGCACAGUGGCCGCUAUGUGAAGUUCGAGCCAGUGGAUGAUGUGCCGGAAAUUCUCACCCCUGAGGAUCCCGUUCCGGAAUUACUGACUCCAGAAGACGGUUUGGGAGGAGCUAUGUCGGUUACAGCUGUGGUCCACAGGGGAGCAAUACCCAAGGAAGAACCGGAAUCGAGAGAGGAACCACAAGCACCAAAUGAUCCCUUCGGGGGACCCAGCAAUGCAGACUCAGCUUUCGUCGUUGAAAUCAUAGCAGGAAGUCCCGAGGCGGAAGCUACUCCUAGUGCACAGCCGUCCUUUCAAGAUGGUUUAUUCGAAAACCUAGAAUUACCGCAAGGUGAGCUAGACAGUGAUUUCGUGCGGAUACGUUCGUCAUUCGUGAUGAACGAAGCCGACAUCCUGGACUUGGAUCAGCUGCAGCUGCCGGCGGCCAGUAGUCCACCAGGAUUUGGCAAGAGCAUCGACGAGGACUGGGAGAACUUUGCCAACCUAGACGCCGUGGUGGCAGUGCCCGAACCUAAUUGGUCGCUGCAUCCGAAUAGCUUAGAGCAAGUGCCCACUGUGGAGACGACGCUAAGUGAGGCCGCCGUCAGACUGGACAAUGUGGAACAGGUGGAGGGUCUGUUCCAUCAGCUUGAGCUUAUUGAGCAGAGAAUGGAUAUCUUCGAGCCUGAACCACCAGCUCCCAUUGUAGAGCCACCGCCCUACGAUCCUGGUCUGCCUUACCUACCAGAUUACGAAUCCCUGAUGCGGCUGGAAAACGCAAAGAGCGGUCAGAAAUUGCCCGACUACACCGAGGUAAUGGAACAAAGGUCCAAGAAAUCCAAUUUUGUAAACAGCAUUGAGGAUCUAUACGCGGAUCUAGAUGUUAAUGAGGCGGAGAUAAACGGUUCUCAAGUUAACCAGAGCAAUGAAAUCCACAAUUUUGAGGCCUUGUGCCAGGAAAUGGCUGUAGUGGUGCCAUCUGAGCGUCAAGCUCCUCAGCCCGCGCCCAGGUCCACCAAAUCAGCCAGAUCCCUCAAUGUUCGUGGUAGUUCUUCUCCCCUUGCGUGCUAUCAACCUGAAGAGCUGCCCAGCUCCAGUUCCAGUGAUACCGAUGGGGAGGAAGGAGCCCGAUCAGCUCCAGAACCUGCCAAACGUGAUCCGAAAUCGCUCAAAGUUCGCUUCGAUGUGGAUAAUCUGCAGUACUACCAGUCCGCCGAGGUGGUAAUUUCAAGUGAGGAGUCUGAAGAGGAUGAGCCGUUCAAUCAGCCCACUCCCAUGCAGCGUUCCAUCCUUUUUGAACCGCGGAAUACUGGAGUGCCCAGCCUAUUUGGAUCACAGGUAUCCCAGGAAGACAGUGAUGACGAUGAUGGCUUUGGUCGAGCUAUCAGCCAACAUCGCUCCAUGACUGCGACACUUAGGACAAACGCUGUUAGAAACCAUACCGACGCCUAGUCCGAAAACCGGAAACUGCCGCAAGUCUAGACUUCCUUAGUAAAUACAGUAUUCUAUGUGUUAAAUUUGGCCAAAUGGCUAUGACCUAUUUAUGUACAUACACUUCACUGAAAAAUUGCCAUAUCAUAUUGACUAUAUA